Messenger RNA from Salvelinus sp. IW2-2015, 2126 nucleotides. Its product is annotated as double C2-like domain-containing protein alpha. NCBI's taxonomy places the organism in Eukaryota, Metazoa, Chordata, Actinopteri, Salmoniformes, Salmonidae. Gene Ontology annotation, biological process: regulation of calcium ion-dependent exocytosis; exocytosis; spontaneous neurotransmitter secretion. The record is from RefSeq and is a predicted model, not a curated record. Gene Ontology annotation, cellular component: synapse.
CUGGGAGAGAGGUGGAUAGAGAGGCGAGUGAUAGACUGGCACUGUCUGUACUGCAUUGCAUUGGCACUGGCUUGGAAAGCAAAUAGAACAGAAAAAAGAGGAAGAGAGAAAUAGUUUGUCUGGUGAUCCUGGAACAACUGCAACACUGCACUGAAGGAGGAGGGAGGGCAAGUGGGAGGAGAGAAAGAGAAUGAGGGAGAGAAAGGAAAGACAGAAAUAGUCACACACAGAAGCGCAAAACAGACUGUCAAGGAAUAUCUGUCAAGGAAUAAUUUUCCUUCCCGUUGACUCACUCUAUAAUCUUCCUCCUCCAGCAUGCCUUUGUACUUCCUCCUCUCCUUCUCUUUUUUUAUCUCAACUUGAACUAUUCAUGCAUUACAUUUUGAAUGCAUCUUUCUCCUCUCCCUGACUCUCUSUCACUGUCUCUCUUUCUCCAUCUCUCUCUCUCCCUGUCUUCCUCCUCCGUCCCUUCUACUUACCACCUGUUAGUCUUGAUUCUCUCUUCACCGGAAUUUCCAGUUUUUUGGGGGGGAGUUUCACACUCACGCUAUUACUAAGCCCUAUGACUGUGCGAAAGGGAAACAAGCGCCUGACCAUCUCCAUCCAGGAACACAUGGCCAUUGACGUCUGUCCCGGGCCAAUCCGCCCCAUACGACAGAUCUCUGCCUACUUUCCCCGCCUCUCGCCCACUUCCUCCGUCUCUGAGUUGAAUCCAGCCAAUCCAUCUGGGUUUCCCGCCACGCUCAGCCCCAGCAGCGGAGGAGGGGCAGUAGGUGGAGGAGGAGGGGGCAGCGGUGGCCUGUUGUCCCCACUGUUGGCGGGGGCAACAGGAGACGGCGGAGGGGGCACGUUGUCGGCCAUGAGUAGCAUGGACACAUCAAUCGAGAUUGACAGCUGUGACAGCGAUGACAGCACCGCCUUGGGGACAUUGGAGUUUGACCUGCUUUAUGAGCGAGCCACCAGCUCCUUACACUGCACCGUAAUCAAAGCCAAGGGUCUGAAGCCAAUGGAUUUCAAUGGCCUGGCCGAUCCUUACGUCAAGCUGCACCUGCUCCCAGGCGCCUGCAAGGCGAACAAACUGAAGACCAAGAUCGUGCACAACACCCUGAACCCUGUGUGGAAUGAAAGACUCACCUACCUGGGCAUCACAGAGGAGGACAUGUACAGAAAGACACUCAGGGUGUCUGUGUGUGACGAGGACAAGCUGACGCAUAACGAGUUCAUCGGAGAGUCGCGGGUGGCCCUGCGCCGCGUGAAGCCCGACCAAACCAAGCGCUUCAACAUUUGUCUGGAACACCCACCGCCUCUUCCCUCCCCUUCUGCAAUGAGUGCGGCACUGAGAGGCAUUUCCUGCUACCUGAGAGAGUGGGAGAGUGAACAGCAGAGGAGUCUGGAGGAGAGGGGUCGUCUGCUGCUCUGCCUGCAAUUCCUCCCCACGUCCGGUGUGGUCGAUAAGGCCAAAGGGGAGGCCAAGGAGAUGGCCCACGGAGGGCUUUGUGUGGGUGUGCGACGCUGCGCCCACCUAGCCGCCAUGGACGUCAACGGAUUCUCGGACCCCUAUGUCAAAACGUACCUCAAGCCAGACCUGCAGAAGAAAUCCAAGCAUAAAACAGCCGUCAUAAAAAAGACUCUUAACCCCGAGUUUAAUGAGGAGUUCUUCUAUGAGAUCUCCUUCACGGAGCUGUCCACCAAAACCCUGGAGGUCACCGUCUGGGACUACGACCUAGGGAAAUCCAACGAUUUUAUUGGAGGCGUGUCCUUAGGCUGUCACUCACAAGGAGAAACUCUCCAGCAUUGGAUAGACUGUCUGAAGAACAAGGGCACAAAGGUGGAGCGAUGGCACACGUUGACCAAUGAGCUGCCUGGAUCCACAUUCCAUGAAUGAAAAUGGGCCAAUAAUGAUAUCUCACCACUGUACUGUUUUUGGCCAAAAUGUUUGGCUAAAAUGGGAUUAUCGAUGAAAAGGUKUUCAUCAUCGCAUGUUAUGAAGAUGUAUUCUGAAUGACUUGAACAUUUGAGUUCAGAAAGAAAUGGUAGGGGUGUGGUGUUAAUUGAGCCAAAGGGGUAAGUUAAGGCAUCCUUGUUUCUAAGAAACCAUACACAAAAUGUAUAAUUUGGCCAAAUAC